Messenger RNA from Marmota flaviventris (yellow-bellied marmot), 1122 nucleotides. Its product is annotated as isocitrate dehydrogenase [NAD] subunit gamma, mitochondrial-like. Gene Ontology annotation, cellular component: mitochondrion. Gene Ontology annotation, biological process: isocitrate metabolic process; tricarboxylic acid cycle. Lineage: Eukaryota; Metazoa; Chordata; Mammalia; Rodentia; Sciuridae. The record is from RefSeq and is a predicted model, not a curated record.
AUGGCACUAAAGAUGCUAAUGGGAGCCAGUUCCUCUGUGAAGGCAAUUUUACAAACUGCAAUUUUUGGCCAUUCUUGGGAAAUAUUACUUGGACCUCAGGCCCCUCUUAGGAACUUCUGUUUGUAUCACAUAGAUCCUCCAGCAGCUUUGUAUGGUGGACGACACACGGUGACCAUGAUUCCUGGAGAUGGCGCUGGGCCUGAACUUAUGAUGCACGUCAAGUCUGUGUUUAAAUAUGCGAGUGUGCCUGUGGACUUUGAGGAAGUGCUGGUGAACUCCACAUCUAGUGAAGAGGAAGUUCACAACGCUAUCAUGGCUAUCCGUCGAAACCGUGUGGCUUUGAAGGGCAACAUCGAAACCGAUCACAACCUGCCACCUUCUUACAAAUCCCGCAACAGUAUGCUUCGCACCACCCUAGAUCUCUAUGCCAAUGUCAUUCAUUUCAAGAAUCUGCCAAACGUGCAGACCCGGCACAAGAACAUAGACAUCUUAGUUGUUCGGGAAAAUACAGAGGGCGAGUAUAGCAACCUGGAGCAUGAGAGUACGAAAGGAGUGAUAGAGAGUCUGAAGAUCAUUACCAAGGCCAGGUCUAUGCGCAUUGCUGAAUAUGCCUUCCAGCUGGCCCAGAAUAUGGGGCGUAAAAAAGUGACAGCUGUGCACAAGGCCAACAUCAUGAAACUGGGAGAUGGACUCUUCCUCCAGUGCUGUUGUGAGGUGUCAUCCCGCUAUCCUCAGCUCGUCUUAGAAGGUGUGAUUGUGGACAAUGCUACAAUGCAGCUGGUAUCUCAACCCCAACAGUUUGAUGUCAUGGUGAUGCCCAAUCUUUAUGGCAACGUUAUUAACAAUAUCUGCACAGGGUUGGUUGGGGGACCUGGCCUGGUACCUGGAGCCAACUAUGGUCGCUUAUAUGCAAUAUUUGAGACAGCUUCAAGGCAUACGGCCAAGAAUUUAGCUCACAAGAAUAUCGCCAACCCUACGGCCAUGCUGCUGGCAAGUUGCAUUAUGCUGGAUUACCUCAAACUCCAUUCCCAUGCCACCCGCAUUCAUACUGCAGUCUUAGAAUCCAUAAGCAAUAAAAAUAUCCAGACCCCAGCCCACCCCACCCUAAUCCCUAAACCUUAA